This is a messenger RNA of Momordica charantia (bitter melon), 1083 nucleotides long. RefSeq lists its product as uncharacterized. The record is from RefSeq and is a predicted model, not a curated record. Lineage: Eukaryota; Viridiplantae; Streptophyta; Magnoliopsida; Cucurbitales; Cucurbitaceae.
AUUAUAAUAGGUUUCUGUUUCUUCAAAUGAUAACAUUUACUCUGUUUGUUGGAUCAAUCCCCGCUGGAAGGAAUGACUUCGGAGAGUGGAUGCUCGUCACGUAAUUUCUUUAGGAAUAACGAAAUGACUGACCUAAUGUGGACAUCAAACAUCGCCAAGAUACUUGUGGAAUUGAUAAUUGAACAAGUUCAGCGAGGAAGGAAAGAAUUGGAAUGGGGGUUUAUAUGUGAUGAGUUCUGCUCGAGAUCAAAAUUGAUGUGGGAUGAAGAACAAUUGAAGCACCAAUAUGCUGUUAUGAGAAAGCAGUACCUCAUUGUGAAGUCGAUAUUCGAUCGGGAUGACUUCUCGUGGCAUGAAAGUACUGGGAUUAUUGUGGCCACAGUGGCCACAGACGAUGCCAGAUUUAUAGAGGAGGAGAAUCUUUAUCUAACGUACGAAGAUUUAUGCAGAAUUUUCUCCAAUUCUGAUGGUGGUCAAGAAACGAGUCAACCUACUAAACCUAAUUCAUCAAAUAGUCGUAAAAGAGGGAGGAAGUCAGGAGAUGAUGCAACAUAUACAAUGGCAGGGAAGAAAUCAGGCGAGGAUGCAACGUAUACAAUAGCAGAUUGUAUUAAAAGAUUGGAUGAAAUUGCUAAAAUGCAUGGACUUGAAGAAGAUAUUUAUUUUGGAGCUUUGGUACUGUUCAAGGAACCAAAUGUCAGAGAGACCUUCCUCUCUCUCAAGGUAGACAAGUGCUGUAACUGGCUGCAAAGGAACGUUUGAUAUACCAUCCCUCGAUAGUUUCAAUUGUUUCAAAAUAAAUUUAUGGAAACUUCUUUUCCAUUUCGCUCCUGUGAAAGUUCUAUUAGAUCUUACGAGGCAAUUUUUGAUGUUCAUUAGGUGAUGUAGCUGGAAGUUCAAAUUCGACUGCAGGCAAAUGCAAGGGCAACAUGAUUUUUUACUCCCAUUGGCACCCAGUUUGCAGAGUCAAGACCAACCAUCUAACUUUUGAGUCAAUGUACAAAACAUAAUCUUGAUCAUAUAGUUCUCAUCAAAUAAACAUGAUUUUUAGUGCUCAUCAAAUAAACAUGAUUUUUAGUGCGA